This is a messenger RNA of Schizosaccharomyces octosporus yFS286, 600 nucleotides long. RefSeq names its product ribosome assembly protein. Lineage: Eukaryota; Fungi; Ascomycota; Schizosaccharomycetes; Schizosaccharomycetales; Schizosaccharomycetaceae. Bases 1 to 600 code for a protein of 199 amino acids. The record is from RefSeq and is a predicted model, not a curated record. The transcript is spliced from 3 exons.
AUGGAAGGACAGCAAAAAGAAUUCAUUUAUGAUAAACCACCACCACCACCUGGAACUGUAACUGGAUCUGGAUCUGUUAGGAAUUCCCUAGAUUCGUCUGACAAUACUGUUGAUAACGGAAUGAACCAUACACAAAAGAGAAACCAUCCUUCUGCAAACAGGGGAUCCUCGAGAAGAGCUCGAGGAGGACGCAAUUUUCGGGGAGGUGGUCCUCGUGGACAGCAUGGGGCUGGAGACAAUGUAGUGGACGGUAUUGAGUAUUUACGGAAGAGAAACAUCUCCUUGAAUACACCAGAAGAAAUUGAUAGUUGGAUCCAAGAACGGAAAAGAAACUGGCCUACGGAGAAAAAUAUGAUGUUAAAAAAGGAGAAAAGCGUAAAUGAUAGCAAAGAAAAAGAAGAAGUUAAAGAUAACUCUCAACCUGCAGCUUCAAGUGGACCUGCGAAGCGUCAAGCUGCUUCUGUUUCCCAUGUACCGUCCUCUGCAAAAAAGAGACGGAAUCUAUACUCAAAGCUCGUCAGUAAUCAAGUUGAACAGGAAAAUAUCUUUCUACUUGAAUUUUUUAAAGUCUUGACUGAGCGAUCAACGACAAGUACAUGA